Pezoporus flaviventris is the source of this 3481-nucleotide messenger RNA. RefSeq names its product ephrin B2 (gene EFNB2). Gene Ontology annotation, cellular component: plasma membrane. Gene Ontology annotation, biological process: ephrin receptor signaling pathway; axon guidance; blood vessel morphogenesis. The coding region runs from base 879 to 1880 and encodes 333 amino acids. The transcript is spliced from 5 exons. Gene Ontology annotation, molecular function: ephrin receptor binding. NCBI's taxonomy places the organism in Eukaryota, Metazoa, Chordata, Aves, Psittaciformes, Psittacidae. The record is from RefSeq and is a predicted model, not a curated record.
CUUCCCCGCGCUACGCAAGUCCCACGCCCGGCUUUCCUUGUCCUGCCGCCGGGGCGCGCACUGCGGAUCGCGCAACGGGAGAGAGGGACGUUCUGACGCUGCGGACCCCCCUUUUCAUUUCUUUUUACUUCUAAAAAUACUCGUAUUUUCGCCACACUCCUUCUGUCCCCGCUCCUCUCCGGGGGCUUUGCCAACGACAAGGACAGCAGUGCCCCCCUAGGAAAGCCGGAGCCCUGCGGAUGCGUCUCCCUAGGACCGGUGGAGCUGACUCGGAGUGGAUUUAUUGACUCGCGGUUGCUUCCGAGCUCCCUGAAACAGCCCGGGCUGGUGCCUGCGCGGAUUGCAAACUGCAGGGAGCACUGAGAGGCGCACAGGGGGAGCCUCCUGCCGAGGCCGGGUCCCUCUCCACCAAACCUUUUAUUUUACGUUUAUUUUAGCUGUUUGGUUUUCUUUUUUUUCCUCCUUUUCACGCCAGCAUUAGACGCUGAAUGUGUAUGGCGCACUGGAUCCAAAUGGGAGUUGGCAGUUUGAGUGGCAUCUUCCAAGGCAGCCGGGAGACCCCCAUUAAGAGGAAGGACUGAGCGUUUGCAUUAUUUUUGUUGUUACUUAUGUUGUUACUUCGGAAGUAGCUUGGAUCUUACCUCGUAGAAUUCCCUACAUGCGAGUGGCAUACAUGACUCAGUAGAUCUGCCUGCAGCUCUCACCAAGUGCAUCGACGACCCUUCGCGUGUGGUUUUUAUUUUUCUCACUAGUAGUAGUAGUAUUUCUUCGCGCUCCACACCCCCGGCCGCUGGGAUACCGGUGUGUCCCCCCUGCUAUUGCCGUCAGGUGCGGGGGAGUUGGCGAGGCUGCGGGAGGGACUCGUCGCCGCCGCGACCAUGGCAGCGCGGAGACGAGACGCCUCCGCCUGGAAGUGCUGUUGGGGAGUCGCGAUGGUUUUAUGCAGAACUGCGCUGGCGAGGUCCAUCGUUUUAGACCCCAUUUAUUGGAAUUCCUCCAACCCCAAAUUCCUUCCUGGACAAGGAUUGGUACUAUAUCCACAGAUAGGAGACAAACUGGAUAUUAUAUGCCCAAAGGUGGACUCUAAAACAGUUGGCCAGUAUGAAUAUUAUAAGGUCUACAUGGUUGAUAAAGACCAAGCAGAUAGCUGUGCUAUUAAGAAGGACAAUACACCUCUACUCAACUGUGCCAAGCCAGAUCAAGAUGUUAAGUUUACCAUCAAGUUUCAAGAGUUCAGUCCUAAUCUCUGGGGCCUGGAAUUUCAGAAGAACAAAGAUUAUUACGUCAUAUCAACAUCAAAUGGGUCUUUGGAGGGCCUGGAUAACCAGGAGGGAGGGGUGUGCCAGACAAAAACCAUGAAGAUCCUCAUGAAAGUUGGACAAGAUCCCAACUCGGCAGGGCUGCCCCGGCACACGGAUCCCACCAAGCGCCCUGAGCAGGAAGCUGGCACCAAUGGGAAGAGUUCCACCACCAGCCCUUUUGUGAAGGAUCACUCAGGAUCUAGCACAGAUGGCAGUAAGGCUGGGCACUCCAGUAUACUGGGUUCAGAGGUGGCCUUAUUUGCAGGGAUUGCAUCAGGGUGCAUCAUUUUCAUCGUCAUCAUCAUCACUUUGGUGGUUCUUUUGUUGAAGUACCGGAGAAGACACAGGAAGCAUUCCCCGCAACACACAACAACUCUCUCACUUAGUACAUUAGCCACCCCAAAACGCAGUGGCAACAACAAUGGUUCUGAGCCCAGUGACAUUAUCAUUCCUUUAAGGACUGCAGACAGUGUUUUUUGCCCCCACUAUGAAAAGGUCAGCGGCGACUAUGGACAUCCGGUGUACAUAGUUCAAGAGAUGCCUCCUCAGAGUCCAGCAAACAUUUAUUACAAGGUCUGAGAAACACACAACCAACUCUGUGGUACAGUUGAGUCGUAGAGGAAACUUGCUGGUCAAAUGCUUUCUGUUGGAGUUUGUGGUGACGCCUUGUGCACUAGCAUUGACUCAAGCACAGGGGGGAGAAGGUGACAGCUCUUUCUCCAGGAGCCGACAUGAGCUGGACAGCUUACCUAGUCUGUAGAAUUCCUGUCAGUGAAAAAGUAUUCACUAAAAGCUGGAAGACUUUUAUGUAGAAGAUGCCCAUUCUGAUUGCUGUACUGUUUUUACAUUCAUCAUCCUCAAAGCCAUGUGCUGCAGGCAUUCAGGCAUGUACAAAAGCCAAGGGAAGAUGGAGUGAUCUGUGGAUGUUAAUAGCUCUAGGCAUCCUGCGAAGGUGCUCUAGGAUAUAUCAAGCUUGAAAUGCAAUCUUCUGACUUUUGUGUGUCUCUCUCAGCAUGUACUGGAUUUGUCACACAGACCUUGGUGUCUAAGUAAGACUUGUUAAAGUUCUCUUGCUUUUAGUCUGUCACUGUUCCAUUUGUUUCUGUUACCGGGGCUCUGCCAUCCUUCACAUGAGAUUUCCUUUCACUCCACCUCCUGAAUCACUAAUCGAACAUUAAUGUUUGGAGAUCCACGCUCCAUCCAUCUGCUACAGCAGCCUCACUCGAAUGGGUAAUGCAUUUAUAGAAAUCGUGUUUGAUAGUAAGGAGCCUUCCAGCCAAAAAGUUAGGCUGUCAACAAAGUCAAGAGCAGAACUGGGUGAUGGAUGGAAGGGCUGACUGCAGUUGCAGUUAAUACUGCUGUCUCAGAAAUAGAAGCUGGGAAGAAAAAAAGAAAACAAAACAAAAACACAUUUAGGUAGCACAGCACUUUGGUAUGCUAAGUUUUAAGAGGCAAGUAGGAGACACAGUAACGCACGCAGUGGAUUAGGGCUGCAUUUGAAGGAAUUCAUGGUUAUCUAAUACCAGUGUGCAGAAAAAAAAAUAGUACCUUCAGUACAAUAGAACAAAGGGGUAUUGUUAGUAAGUGAACAAGCUUGGAGAGGACAAGACAAUAGCAGGCCGCUGAGGAUAGAUUAGGGGAGGGCUGUUGUGGUACUGGCAAUAAAGUAUACAGCUUUGAAGCUGUAGCAAAAACGUCUGCUUUGGAUGACUUUUAAGCAGACUCAGCUGCUAUACUGUCACAUUCUGUUAAACACAGGGAAAGCGUUUAAGAAAAUAGCAGAGAGCAAACUGAGCAAGAUGACUGUAAGCCAACAGGUCAAAUGAGCUGUAAUUCUGUCACUGGUAAAGUUGUGGAAAGAAAAAAACCCAAACCAACCAAAAACCAAACCCAAAAUAAAACCCCAACACUUUCUCAUCUCUAAAGUAAGAGAAUUUCUUUCUGACUGAGCCUUUUGACACUUUGGUUUACUAUAGUGCUGUCCCUGCACAGUGAGUUUAGGUACUGUGACUGACACAGCCGUUCAUUGGUGCUCUGUUGAAAGUUAAAGCACAUAUGGCAAACCUCUUGCAGUCCGUAAGAAUAAAAUAAAUUAUGACACUGAGAUGGAGAAGGAAAAUAGAUCUUUAUUUAUAAUAGGUGUAUAGAACACAAGGGAUAUAAAGUGUUUUUCUUUCAUU